Molecule: messenger RNA, 5427 nt
Organism: Sus scrofa (pig)
Lineage: Eukaryota; Metazoa; Chordata; Mammalia; Artiodactyla; Suidae
Source: RefSeq, a predicted model, not a curated record
UGCACCACCAUCUCUGCUCCCAUCUCUGCUCCCAGCUCGCCCUGGUCCCCUCUCAGUUCCGAGGGCCAAGUUACAGAGUCCUUGCGGCUUUCCCGUCUGCCUGCCCGGCCUCCUUUCCCCUCACUCUGUCCAUCGCAGCCACGUCGGACUCCGGCCGCCCGAGACCAUUGCAGGCGCGUCCUUGCCUCUCGGCCUCUGCCCUUGCUCCCCCUGUGUGGUGCUGUGCUUCCCCAGACAUCCACACCCUUUCAGGCCUCUAGUCCAAUGUCACCUUCUCAGGGAGACCCUCCCUGUCCUCUGGAACGUAGCUCUCAUGAAGGCAGCAACUUCUUUGUAAAAAACUGGUUUUGUCGCUUGUUCAGUGCUGGGUCCCAGCACUUAGAAUCGUGUCUGCAGGGUUAUCAGCCUUUUUCCUUUUUUUUUUUCUUGUACAAAGUUAGAACUUCACUGGAGAGACAAAAACUACAACACAAACUGCUUUUUUUUUUUUCUAUCAACAAAAUAUUACAAUUAGCUUGUUUGUGAAACAGUUUUGUCAAUACAUUACAUUUUUCAGCAUGUCAGAAUUUUCAGAUCAAUUUUACAGAUUCAUAUUUAAGGCUGACAACAACCCAGUGGGGUAGGUGGUGGAAUCAAAAUUUUGUGGAAAAGCAAGUUGAGGCUCAGAGUUGUUUUGUUCAAAGAACAGCUGCUGAGUGGAAAGCUGCCCUUCAGACCUGCCUUUUUUCAUUCCAAGUAAAAGGCUCCUGUUUUCUCCUUUAGAAACAUUUUAAAAUGACAGAAACACGGUGGUGGUAGUGGCGGUAGUGGUGGGGGUGUCUUACUAGAAAGUCUGGUGAAUGUGCCCUGAUUUCUUGUUCUGGGUUUAGUCUGCCCUUUGUUUUGAAAGCACAUAAAAUAAAUGGUUAACUUUUAAAUUCCUGACAAUGACAGAGCAACAAGUUUUAUUUCUCUCACCUGUGGAGGAAAUGGCCUCCACCCAGUUUUACUGAAUUAGGAGGGAAGUGAUUUUUUCAAGUGAUAAAAAGAAAUAAAAUUCCAUGCUCUUCCCAGAGGAGGAGUUCAACAAUUGGGAGAAUGGCGUGAGACCAUAUGUUGGUUUGUGAAAGGAUAUAACUUGUAAAGAUGUUUCCUUUGAUGCCUGUGAUGAAUAUGGAUGUGUUUCCCUUCUAGAGGGUCCUGAUUAAAUUAUUCAAUUAAGAGCUGAGCUGAAGGAUCUAAAUAUAGGGAGAGGGUUCGGGCUGGCCCGUCUGGUGGAUGUCAGCUCACGACUGCAGAUGUGCGUGUUUGUUGUCAUAAACAGCACCUGCAAGAUCAGUGGCCAGGAGUAUGUUCCAAAAAACGAAGCACGGCGAGAUUUUCUUUUUUUAAUAAAAGGGACAGAUUUUUUUUCUCCUCCUCUGGCCUAUUCCGUUUUCAUCUGUGAAUUUGGCAUUUGAAUUACUUAUUUUUUUUAACUCAAUUCACUUUAAGUAUCCGUUCUGGUUUAAAGGGUAGAUCUACCACUUAUUAGACUAUGAUCUUGAAAAGGUUCCUUCACCUCUGAUCCUCAGGUUUAUUAGUCAAAUUGAAACAGUGAUACAUAUCUUCAAAGAUUAAGUGUUUGUAAAAACUACCAAGGUAAUAGCUCAAUUAAAAGAAUUGCAUUUGUUAAUGAUUGUGUCAUUCAUAACUGAUCACUUAUGAAAAUUUACUACAUUUAGCUUUCUUUGCCAUUCAUCAAAUUGCUACUCUAUGGUAACAGUGGCUCAAAGAGAAGAGGUUUUUUUGUUUUUUGUUUUUUUUCUGAGACAACAAUGGUAGACUUUUUUCUCUUGUCAAUAAAAUUAACUUUUAAAAUGCCUCUAGUCUUCAGUCUCCUGUGUUUGAGGAGUAAGCACUUGCAAAUCAAAUGACUAUACAAUUUUUUUUUUUGGCCACCCUGCAGCAUAUGGCAGUUCCUGGGGCAGGGAUGGAAUCUGAGCCGCAGCUCCCAUCUAUGCCCCAGCUGUGUCAAUGACAGAUCCCUAACCCACUGCGCCAGGCCAGGGAUCGAACCGGCACCAUCGUCACAGAGACAACGCCAGAUCUUUUAACCCACUGCACCACAGUGGGAACUCCAGCUCUGUGCAGUUUUUGAGCUGAGGUGAAUACAGAUGAGAUCUAUCAGUGUGAGGUGAUCAGGACCUGGAUAUCUGGAAAGGCUGCCACGUACCAGAGGACAGUUUUCUAUUACAAGCAUGAAUUUGAGAACGGGGAUUCAGGGGGAUUAAAGAAUGUCCUACCAGUUUUAGAGGAAGUGGCAAAGAGAUGUAGAAAUAAGCCAGGUUUGUUGAAAUCAAGGAUAGUACGAAAACUUUUAAAUGUCUUCAGUCUAACUAAACACGUCAUCAUCUGGUGAAACAAAACAGAACUGAUACUUUGCUAUUCCACAGGCAAGGAGUCUCUGUGACUAAGAAAAAUUAACCAGGUAAGCAGCCUGGAUUUGUCAGGAUUGAAGGACUUGCAUUUGCAGAGCGGAAGCAGAAAGGUUCUUGUCUUGAAGAAUUUUCUAAUAAACAUAUAGUGAAUAGCAUACUUGGCACGACUAAAUGUAUCAACUACAGUCCUGUCCUUAGAGAUUCAUCUACGUGUGACAUCCAUAAAUCCCUUGCCUGUCAUCAAGGGGACGCUACUUUUGAAAUCUUGGCUGAAAUGUCACAGCUUGCCAUGAACUCCCAAGGGGUAGGUGGCAGUCUGGUUCAGUGUUAUUCCUUUUCUUUGUGACUUCUGAGAGUCCCACUCACUUAACACUCUGUUGAGAGACCACAGAGCGGCAGCUUUUGCGAGCAUGUCUCCUAGGUCACACCUGAGCUUGGAAGACCAGCUGCUAGUGCCUGUGUUUUAAAUGUACUAGUACCUAAAUAACCACAUUACGGGGGGAAAAAAAUCGGCUUUCAAGAGCUGAUAAUCUCUUCCACAUUCAGCCCCCAGUUUCUCCAGAUUUGGAAAAUGAAUCUCUGAAAAAAAAUUUUUAACGAAAAAAUGUCAAACUAUUCUGUGUCAUCAAUCACACAUGAAAGUUGGGAAAUGUUUAUGGGUAACCAAAACAAGGCUCAAUAGUAAGAGGCUCAGGCAAGUGAAAUCUGACUUCUGGGUGUUUGUGACAGCAGGACUUUGCUGCUGCUUUGAUCCAAGACUAGCAGAAUUCUUUUGUGAUCGUCAGUGGAUCUACGUAUCGCUUUCUUCUAGAGGCAUCUUUUAGGUUUUCUUUUUCUGAGGACUCAGUCAAAGUAAAGUUCCUUUUAGCCUAGUUUCUCAGCAAAGAGGUAGGUAGUUUAGAAAGUGCUUUCAAAUCUGUAAAAGAAAUGGAGAGAGGUUUUCUUCAUCUUCACUUUCUUUUUUUCUAGGUUUUUUUUUUUUCUCCUUUAGUUUGGUUUGUGGUGAGCUUUAUGUAGCUACAUUUGACCCAUUUGAAAUUGAGAAACGUUGAAUGUAAGUUGAGGGCUCACUGCUUUGUUUUUUUUUGCAACAGAAAAGAGAGAUGCAGAAGCACUUCACUGGUUUCUCCUACCAGACAGAUGUCACAAAAGCAAAGUGCUGACGCCGUGUCACUUUUGGAAACCCUAGGAAUGGUCAUUACCACUCUUCAGACCCUCACCGCAAAGAAGCUGAGGCGACUCCUAUGUAAAUAAAGUGAAACCUCCUCGGCUGCCUUCUCGCACGUGGGGACACCUUUGUUUCUCCGUCCACGAGGGGUGUACCCGGUGCCGUCAUGAAUGUGACAAGUUUGUUUUCCUUCACGAGUCCAGCUGUCAAGAGACUUCUGGGGUGGAAACAGGGCGAUGAAGAAGAAAAAUGGGCAGAGAAGGCUGUUGACGCUCUGGUGAAAAAACUGAAGAAAAAGAAAGGUGCCAUGGAGGAGCUGGAAAAGGCCUUGAGCUGCCCGGGGCAGCCCAGUAACUGCGUCACCAUUCCCCGCUCCCUGGACGGCAGGCUGCAGGUCUCCCACCGGAAGGGGCUGCCUCACGUCAUCUACUGCCGCGUGUGGCGCUGGCCGGACCUCCAGAGCCACCACGAACUGAAACCCCUGGAGUGCUGCGAGUUUCCUUUUGGUUCCAAGCAGAAAGAGGUGUGCAUCAACCCCUACCACUACAAGCGAGUGGAGAGUCCCGUUCUUCCUCCAGUCCUGGUUCCGAGACACAGCGAAUAUAACCCUCAGCACAGCCUCUUAGCUCAGUUCCGUAACUUAGGACAAAAUGAGCCUCACAUGCCACUCAAUGCCACUUUCCCGGAUUCUUUCCAGCAACCCAACAGCCAUCCGUUUCCUCAUUCUCCCAACAGCAGCUACCCAAACUCUCCUGGAAGCAGCAGUAGCACCUACCCUCACUCUCCGACCAGCUCAGACCCAGGAAGCCCCUUUCAGAUGCCAGCUGAUACACCCCCACCUGCUUACCUGCCUCCUGAGGACCCCAUGACCCAGGAUGGCUCCCAGCCCAUGGACACAAACAUGAUGGCACCUGCACUGCCCUCAGAAAUCAACAGAGGAGAUGUCCAAGCUGUUGCUUAUGAGGAACCCAAACACUGGUGCUCUAUUGUCUACUAUGAGCUCAAUAACCGUGUGGGCGAGGCGUUCCAUGCCUCCUCCACGAGCGUGUUGGUGGAUGGUUUCACCGAUCCUUCCAACAACAAGAACCGUUUCUGCCUUGGGCUGCUCUCCAACGUCAACCGGAAUUCCACUAUUGAAAACACGAGGCGGCAUAUCGGGAAAGGUGUUCAUCUCUAUUAUGUCGGAGGUGAGGUGUAUGCCGAAUGCCUCAGUGACAGUAGUAUCUUUGUGCAAAGUCGGAACUGCAACUACCAUCACGGAUUUCAUCCUACUACUGUUUGCAAGAUCCCUAGUGGGUGUAGUUUGAAAAUUUUUAAUAAUCAAGAAUUUGCUCAGUUACUGGCACAGUCCGUAAACCAUGGCUUCGAGACAGUCUACGAGCUCACGAAAAUGUGUACCAUUCGCAUGAGCUUUGUGAAGGGCUGGGGAGCAGAAUACCACCGCCAGGAUGUCACUAGCACCCCCUGCUGGAUUGAGAUCCAUCUGCACGGCCCCCUCCAGUGGCUGGAUAAAGUUCUUACUCAAAUGGGUUCACCUCACAAUCCUAUUUCGUCUGUGUCUUAAGCGGCCUGGGCUUCUGCCUCUUGAAAACUAUUGAGCCUUGCAUGUACUUGAAGGAUGGAUGAGUCAGACACCAUCUGAACUCACAAAGGAGCCUUGAUAAUACUUGACCUCUGUGACCAACUGAUGGAUUCAGAAAUUUGAAAACCUUGGUAACAUACUGUUGAUAUUGAGAACCUGUUUAGUUUACAUGGUAACAUUCUAUGGUAAAAUCAACUAAAAUGCAUACUUUUAGCAGGACUUCGUGUAUAGUUAAAGAAGAGAUGGCCAAGCCAGGGACAAAUCAUCUGUUGGAAAAA